Sceloporus undulatus (fence lizard) is the source of this 6036-nucleotide messenger RNA. RefSeq names its product RB transcriptional corepressor like 1 (gene RBL1). The transcript is spliced from 22 exons. Gene Ontology annotation, cellular component: nucleus; transcription regulator complex; chromatin. Gene Ontology annotation, biological process: negative regulation of G1/S transition of mitotic cell cycle; regulation of transcription by RNA polymerase II; cell differentiation. Bases 41 to 3343 code for a protein of 1100 amino acids. Gene Ontology annotation, molecular function: RNA polymerase II transcription regulatory region sequence-specific DNA binding. NCBI's taxonomy places the organism in Eukaryota, Metazoa, Chordata, Lepidosauria, Squamata, Phrynosomatidae. The record is from RefSeq and is a predicted model, not a curated record.
CUCCCGGGAGAGAGAGAGAGAGAGAGAGAGAUCCAGCAGCAUGUCGGGCCCCGAGGAAGAGCCCGGGCCGGGCGCCCCCAGCCUCGCCGCCUCCUCCUCCUCCUCCUCCUCCUCCUCGCCGCCUCCUUCUUCCUGCCCGGUCCGCUCGGCCCUGGGCCACCUCUGCCAGGAGCUCAACCUGGACGCCGGCAGCGCCGCUGAGGCCCUGAGGGACUUCACCGCCCUGAGAGGCACCUACAGCCUGGAGGGAGAAACUGUACAUUGGCUGGCUUGUGCUCUGUAUGUUGCCUGUCGUAAGAGUAUAAUUCCCACUGUAGGAAGUGGCUUGAUGGAAGGAAAUUGUGUUUCACUGACCCGGAUAUUACGCACAGCAAAGUUGAGUUUAAUUCAGUUUUUUAAUAAAAUGAAGAAAUGGAUGGACAUGUCAAAUCUGUCUCAAGAAUUUCGAGAGAGAGUGGAGAGACUGGAGAGAAACUUUGAAGUCUCCACAGUGAUUUUCAAGAAGUUCACACCAAUAUUUUUGGAUAUAUUUAAAAAUCCUUAUGAAGAACAACCUAAGCUACAAAGAAGCAGAAAACAGAGGCGGGUACCUUGUAGUGCUAAAGACUUAUUCAAUUUCUGCUGGACGCUAUUUGUUUACACAAAAGGUAAUUUCAGUAUGAUUGGAGAUGAUCUGGUGAAUUCAUACCAUUUACUUCUGUGCUGCUUAGAUCUGAUUUUUGCAAAUGCACUUCUGUGUCCAUAUAAAAGAGACUUACUGAAUUCCUCUUUCAAAGGUUUGCCAGAAGAUUUCCACACAGCUGACUUCAGAACUUCUGAAGAACCUCCAUGCAUUAUUGCCACACUCUGUGAAUUACAUGAUGGUCUUUUGGUAGAAGCCAAGGGCAUAAAGGAACAUUAUUUUAAACCAUAUAUCUCCAAGCUCUAUGAUUGGAAGAUUUUAAAAGGAGACUGUCUUUUGGAUCUUAAUAACUUUAUAGAUAACAACAAAGCACUGAAUAAAAAAUAUGAAGAAUAUGUUCUGACAGAAGGUGACUUUGAUGAAAGGGUUUUCUUAGGGGCAGAUGCAGAAGAGGAAAUUGGAACUCCUCAGAAGUUUUCCACUGAUAUGCCAUCUGGGAAGGUAAUGACAAGAGCUCAUGUGGAGUGCCAUCUUCAACAGCAUUUUGAAAAGAAAAGAUCCUUUGCACCUUCUACUCCCUUGACUGGCAGAAGAUACCUAAGAGAGAAGGAACCCGUCAUUACUCCAGUUGCUUCUGCAACACAAAGUGUAAGCCGGCUACAGAGUAUUGUAGCAGGGCUGAAAAAUGGACCAAGUGAACAGCUUUUAGCUAUUUUUGAGUCUUCUAUACGAAAUCCUACCGAGAAGAUCAUGAACAGAGUGAAAGAAAUAGGUGAAAUUUUCUGUCAGAACUAUACUCGGUCUACUGAUGAUCAGCCAGGAUCUCAUAUAGAUUUUGCUGUUAAUCGGUUAAAAUUGGCAGAAAUUCUUUAUUAUAAAAUAUUGGAGACCAUAAUGGUACAAGAAAUGCGAAGACUGCAUGGAAAAGAUAUGUCUGCUCUUUUAGAGCAAGAUAUUUUCCAUUGUUCCCUCUUGGCAUGUUGCUUGGAGAUUGUGCUAUUUGCAUACAGUUCACCGCGGACUUUCCCCUGGAUCAUUGAGGUUCUUGACCUCAGGCCAUUCUAUUUCUAUAAGGUGAUUGAAGUAUUGAUUCGAUCAGAAGAAGGACUUUCUCGAGACAUGGUGAAACAUCUCAACAGCAUUGAGGAACAAAUUCUUGAAAGCCUAGCAUGGACAAAAGAUUCUGCCCUGUGGGGUGCCCUCCAAGCAUCUGAAAACAAGGUUCCUACCUGCGAAGAAGUAAUAUUUCCAUGUAAUUUUGAAACAGGAAAUGGAGGAAGAGGGCUAGGACAUCUUCCCAUGAUUCCAGCAUCUCCUAUAGUGCAUCCUCGAGUAAAAGAGGUUCGGACAGAUCUUGGGGGGAAUAUUAAACGGGAUAUGCAAACAUUAUCUCCAAUCUCUGUUCACGAUCGUUAUAGUUCUCCGAUGGCUGGAAGUGCUAAGAGAAGGCUUUUUGGGGAUGAAAGCCCAAGAGAAAAAUCAGCAGAAAAAAUUAUCACUGAUGGGACUAGGUUGAAAAUUGCUCCAGUGUCAAACUUUAUUGAUGAACAUUUGUCUGUCUCACCUGAACAAACAGUUCUCAGCAUGUCAACAAAUACAGUAACAGGACAUAAAAUGACGAUUCCAUUGCAUAGUAUUCCAUAUGAUACUGGACGGAUCACUUUGAUACCCAUCUCAAUCAGUAUAUCUGAAGAAUCUAAAGUGGACAGCCAUGGACUGGUUCCCCUAAGUGCUCAAACUUUAUUGAAUGUGUCCCCCAGUCAAUUUCAUAUGACUCAAACACAAGAGAUUUCUCAUCCAGCAGGAAGCAGACCAAAGAAAACUGGAUCUCUAGCACUAUUUUUCAGAAAGGUGUAUCAUCUUGCAAGUGUGCGAUUACGUGAUCUCUGCUUAAAACUGGAUGUUUCUAAUGAAUUGCGCCGGAAGAUAUGGACAUGUUUUGAAUUCACAUUAGUUCAUUGUACAGAUCUUAUGAAAGACAGGCACUUGGAUCAGCUCCUCCUCUGUGCUUUUUACAUCAUGGCAAAGGUCUCCAAAGAGGAAAGAACUUUUCAGGACAUAAUGAAAAGCUAUAGAAACCAGCCACAGGCAAAUAGUCAUGUCUACAGAAGUGUCUUGUUGAAAAAACUGCACACGGAGGCAGCAUCAGAUAUAAAAGAAGAAGAAAUGUCAGAAGAAGGUUCUCCCCAAAAGAUGAAAGAUUUACCUCUAAGGAUAAAAUCAGAAAAUUCCAGCGAUAUGGAAAAGGAAGAAAGAGGGGAUCUGAUAAAAUUUUACAAUACUAUCUAUGUCAGAAAAGUGAAAAACUUUGCACUGAAAUAUGAUGCUUCCAGCCAUGAUCCUGUGGUAUGUGGGUCUCAGGUUUCAAGAAGCACAUCAAAUUUGGUGGAGGCACCUCCCCUUUCUCCCUUUCCAAGCAUUAAACAGCAACCAGUCUCUCCUCGACGGAUAUCUCACCAACACUCUGUUUAUGUUUCACCACAUAAGAAUGGUGCUUGCUUGACACCUAAGACUGCACUGUUAUAUAAAUUUAAUGGAAGCCCUUCUAAGAGUUUAAAAGAAAUCAACAAUAUGAUAAAACAAGAAGGACAAAGACCUAAGAAGAGAGCCAUAUCAAUUGACAGUGACACAGAGUCACCAGCAAAGAGAAUAUGCCAGGAGAAUGAUGAUGUUUUACUUAAACGUCUUCAGGAUGUUGUCAGUGAAAGAGCAAAUCAUUAGGUCAGCCAGAAUGCUGUGAGGACUAAAGUUUUUGAGAACUUUUUCAUGUGGCUCAAAUCUCAUUCCUACUUCAAUUUACUACUUUUGCUUAUGAUAGAUGGGCAGUGAGCCAAAUUAAAGUAUGUACUGUUUUAUGAUGCUCUGUUAAAAAGUGGAAGUUUGAACAAUUACAGUCAGCCCUUAGUAUCUGAAGGGGAUCCAUUCUGGAACCCCCAGUGGAUACCAAAAUCUGUGGAUGAUCAAGCCUGCGUUGUCUCCAAUGGCAGAGCGUGCACACAGCCACACUGUCAUUAGGGACAGCCCCCAUUGUCCCAUGGUGGCAUGUGCAUUUGCCACGCUGCCACUGGAGUAAAUGAAACAAUAGUGGCACGGUUGCAUGCACACACCACCAUUUGAGAACAGGGGCUGUCCCUAAUGGUAGCAGAGCUGUAUGCAUGAGCCGCCAUUGGGGACAACAUGGGCUUGCUGUCCACGGAUGCUUGGAUCCGUGGAUGGCAAGUCCACAGAUACCAAGGGCUGACCGUUAAAUUUCUGCCUACACCUGGUAAAUGCAUAUAUAUAUAUAUAUAUAUACACACACACACACACUUUGAAAAAUAGUUUGAAUUGUCUAUGAAAGGUGUGUGUUUUUAAUGGUUUUUACAUGCUUUUGGAUUUGUUUGCUGAAAGUGACAACCAAUUCCAAUAUCUGAGUCUUCCACUUUUUAACAGUUUUCAACUAUUGCAUAUUACAGUAGAUGUUAUGCCUAAUUAUUCCCUUGAUUGUCUUCAAAAAUGUUUUAAUGUUUAUUGUUUAAAAGAAACUUGCUGCUUCCUAUGCAUUAUCUUAAUGUGAUGUAAGGCAAGAAGUUAUAUAGUAUAUAGUAAUUAACCAGAUGUUUUUUCUCUUUUUAGCUUAGAAUAAAGAGACAUCCUCUUUAUUUUUAUUAACAUUUUGAUUUGAUAAACCAACAUGUUGGUAAAGUUCUUCAGGCUUAGCUACUGGUAGAAUUGCAAAAAUCCUGAAGGAAGAAUUGAGUAAGAUUCAGAGUAGUGGUUCAUGAGCUUUAUUGUUGUUACUGGUACAACUGCUGAGUGGAAGUAGUUGCAAUAUUCUGUCAUCGCCCAUAUUGGGGAAAUUUGCAUUUUCUUGCUAUCUUGUUUGAAUUUAGUCUCCUAAAGAGGCAAUGAAUCCUGUCAACCUCCCACAAUAGUCAGGAAAGGCUGAAUGAUGCUCUGCUCUUUAAAAAGGAAAAAUAGUCCCAAUUAGUCAAAGGAAUUGGAAAACCACCUUGCCUCUGAGAAGUAGUCAUUCUUUACUUCAUUGCUGGCUGUAUUUCUCAAAAAUCUUCGUGUGCUUUUCUGAAAGUUGAAGAAUAACGGUUUGCGAAUUGGGAAUUUAAAUGGUGUUGCUCUGGAACAAAAAGAAAAAUUAUCUUGGGAAGGUGCUAUUUUUAUGACUUGCUGUGGUUUCGUUCUUGAUAAUAGUGCAUAGAGGGGAAAUGUUGGGUCAGUUCUUCAGCCUUCUCUGCCUGAUGGACUUUUCAGUGGCAAAAGACUCUUUGGGAUUUAAAACACAGUUGAUUGCUUCUCAUGUGGGGAGCUGUAAUUUGUAGCCAUUUUCUUACAUUCUGGUUAUUCACUUUUUCCCUUGAAAAGUGUUUUCACUUGUGUAGUAUCUACAUAAAAUAUAAAUGUUAUCAAAUUAAGUGCAUUUGUAUAUAAGAGUAUUAUAUAACUAUUUUUAUGUGGUUGGCCUGUGCUUCUUGUUGAUGGCAUUAGGUGCUAAACAUUUGAUUCUCAUUUCAGAAGCAUUUAUAAGAGAACGUUUGAUUAGGAGUACCAUGUAAUAGUAUGGGAAAGAUAAGGAUUUACCUUUUAGUCACAGCUAGAACAAAGCCAGCGAAUUAAUGAAACUUGCAUAAGUGUUGACUUGUUGAGUUCCGACUGAUUCAGAGGAUUUAAUCUAGUGGGAACUCACAAUUAUGUUUAGGCUGAGGUUUCCUCACUAGUGCAGAGGAUUACUCUCUUUUGGAAUGUUUAAGAUUAAAAUUGUAAAAUAAUCUUGUAUUUUUAAUUAAUAUGUUGAAAGCAUUGUAGUGUUUAGCUGCUUUUAAUAAGGAUCUAAUCAGUUCUAAAGGAUUUUUACUGUUAAUCAGUAUUCCGUGAUUUAAUACACUGAAAUCUAUUAGCCUAAAGGGUCAUAUGGUCAAACAUGAAAACGAAGCUGAAACACUGUGUUUCUGUAUUUGUUUACUAAUUCACUGUGGAUAAAAAGUUGGUAAGUAGUACAAGAUCCAUGUGUGGGGCUUUUUAUAAAAUAAGUAACCCUGUGAACAUGGUAGUGUGGAAGAAGAAAAAUUAUAUCUCUUUGAACGUCCUUUCCCAUAAAUGUUGUAUAAAUAGGCACUGUAUACAGUUUCAGCUACAUUGACCAAUUACUUUCAGUGCACUUUUCUAAGUAAGAUUUUUAAUCAAUACAACACAAUUUUCUAAACAGAUUUUCAAGUUUGAUUAUAAAGGGAUGGUGCUGAAGUUCUUAUUAAUCAUGAUUUUAAUCGUGUAAGUUAAUUAUAUUUUGUACUAACGUGACAGCUUUUGUAAUUUUAGAUCAAUACCAGUUUUGAUCUAAAGAAGCUAGUAAUCUCCUGAAUAAAUGGUGAGCUUACUCGCAAAGGUUUUUUUUAAAUAAAACAUUUGUUAUACUUCAGAAA